GUGGCACAGCUUGAGAGCAGAAUGAACACUGAGGACUAUAGAAAACUACAGGGCCUUUUCCUGGACUCCUCUGGUGAGCCUCGCUCGCUUUCCAGAGCUGAAUUCAUCCAGCAUGCUUGGUCAUCAGUUGGCCGUGGCUCUAAAGAGGAUUAUGGCCUCCUGUUUGACAGCGUGGUCAUCACUCAGGAGCACCACGGCCUCUUUCUGGAUAUUGAUACUGUGAAGGAAGAGGGACGUGUCGACUGGGCUGGCCUUUGCUCUUUCCUGCUCCUGGAGCUUUCUGAUAAAGUGAAGAACAGCAGAACAAGCAGUGUGCCCUGCUGGACGCCACCUCGCACUUUGACCUGUCCACACCGAGACCCUGUUCAAAAGGUGUUGCACCUGCAGAGUUCUGGUCAGUAUCUGACCGUGAGUAAAGGAGGAAUUGUGGGGCUGCGGGACGGAGAGGACAUGUCCCUUCUGCACACAUAUCGACUGCAAAACAGCACAGUGGCACCCAAAGACCUGUGGGUCACUGACAUGGUGAUUCUGCACAACCUCGACAAGAUAGCUGUGUCGUUCACAAGUAAGGAGGUGUGUUUUUAUGACAUAGUGUCAGAACGAGAUUUCAACUGCAAGUAUAAACUCCAGGGUUUGAAGUUCACUCCCUGGUGUCUGGACUAUUGGAUGGACCCUUCACAGCCAGACCAGGCUGUCCUCACUAUAGGAGAUAUUGGAGGACAGGUCAGCGGUAUACACUUCACCGCAGCUCAGAUCUCUCUGUUUGAGAGACUUGGUCUGAGGACAGACUCUGAUUCAGCUAACAUCAUCCAGUGGGAUGAGCUGGUCAAAGGAGAGCAUCACACCUGUUACACUGUGACACACAAAGCACACACGCCUGCCUGGGUUAGGAAAGUUAGUUACCUUGGCUGCCUUGAAGCCUUUGUGUCGUGCAGCACCAGACCGCAGAGCAGCAUGGUGAUCGGCUGGAGGGAAAAGGAAAGCAGGAGUCUACGAGUCACUUCUUUCUUUACUAAGAGGGGUGUGUGGGACAUGGACCACCACCGUAGACUCAAUCUAAUAGCCACAGCAGGUGUUGAUCAUCAGGUCUUGCUGUGGAACCCGUAUGUGACCUCAGAGCCAGUUUGUGCACUUAGUGGGCACAUGAGCCCUGUCACUGCUGUCCGCUUCAUGCAGACCAAGAAACAACUACUGAGCUACUCCAAAGAUAAGGUCCUGUGUCUGUGGGAUGUUUCCAGUCAGCUGUGUGUUCACCGCCUUGCUGGUGUCUUCCCAAAGAUGCAGGAGGACACACACACCCUUCUGUUCCUCCAUGAGGAGCGACAACUCCUCCUGCUCUCCUUCAACAGUCAGCUCCUCCUGCUGGAGACCAUGAAAGAGGAGAAGAGGACCAGCAGCCAUGAACACCCUGUUACCUGUGUUCUGUAUAAUAGUCUGUUCAGACAGGUAGUCAGCAGUGACUUGGCCUCUUCUGUGAUCUGUUGGCAGGCUGACACAGGCCAAAAGGUGAAGCAGUUCCACCAUUGCCAUGGCAACUCUGAGAUCUCAACCAUGGCCCUGGAUGGCACACAGACCCGGCUGUUUACUGCAGGCACUGAUGGAGAGGUCAAAGUGUGGGACUUUAAUGGCCGCUGCCUCCACAGAAUGAACGCUGGCCAGGGUCGAGCUGUGGAGAUCUCACAGAUCCUGCUGCUGAAGAGGAGUAUAUUGGUGAUGGGUUGGGACAGGAUGUUAACAGUUUUCCGUCUGCAUUCCUUCUCGCAGUCUUUUGUCGAACCAUCAGAGUGGAAAGGAGGCGUUCAGCAUCGCAGCGAUGUGCUCUGCGCCGCAUUCCAGCCUCCACAGACACUUGUCACAGGAAGCUAUGACGGAGAAAUCAUAGUGUGGAACAACAGCACUGAAACAGCUUUGAGGAAACUGCGUCCACACCGAGAAGAUUCUCAUCCUGGUGCGAACAGCAAGGAAGACUCUGAUAACUCCAUUGCCAUCUCUCAAUUGAUCUUCAUACCAGGACGCUCAUCUGCAGCUGCUGCAACAGGUGGUGCAGACUUAAUAUCCUGCGGAGGUUCAGGAGUGGUCAGACUCUGGAGCACCACCCACAGCCGCUUGGUGGGACAGUUUACAGCUCAUAGCAAAGACCUGGGCUCUAUUGUUAUGAAUGUGAGCCCCUGUGGAAAAUAUUUAGUCACAGCUGACUCCGAAGGGACACUCAAGACAUGGGACAUACAGCGUUAUGGCCUUGUCUCAGAUGAUGCAACAACCAGAGAACCUCCAGAACUCCUGUGUGCUUUCCGACCACACCUUGAUCGUGUCACUCACCUUGACAUGUGUAACCAUGGGGAUAGACUCCUCCUUUUCUCAGCCUCAGCAGACUGCAGUGUGGCUCUCAGCUACCUGCCUGGAGCCACCAUUGGUCUAUUUGGACAGCAGGAGCAGUGGUGCUUGGAGACACCUGGGCCCCUGCACCCUCAGCAUGAGCCAGAACAAGACCACAAACAUGUCUAGGACUCCAGAAUAAGAAGGUGAGACGUCACCUUACGCUCCCACUGAGAAUAACCCCCGAACCCAGGGACUGACACCUCUGCAGAGGGUGGAGAGGUGGGGUUAAAGGACGGGGAGAGGAAGCAAGUAUGGAAGCAACAAAAGAAAGCCUGCACAGUUUUCUGAAUGGUCUUUUUGGGAUUAGAAUGUAGAACGGAAUUUCUGAGAGGAAAUGAAAAUGAUCUUCUGUUGGACAGGUAUUUGGCCUGGUCUUCAUGAUAUUUCUAGAUUAUAUAUUAUACAGUUUUAUUAGAGAACUAAGGCAUGGACUGUCAUGUAGUCAGAAAAACUGCAUUUGAUAAGGGCUUUUAAACAUUUUAUUUGUUGGCCUCGGGACAGUGUGGUGUGUAGUGAAUAGUCGUGACUGACUCGCACAACUGCAAAGAAUGAAAGAGCAUUCGUGAUGCUCCCAAGUCUACGAUUUUUCUCUAAUGUUUAUAGAAUAGCUUUUAAGUAGGGCUGGGCAAGUUAACGCGUUAUUUUCGCGUUAACUCUUUAAUUAAUUAUCGCCGACAAUUAUUUGAUCUCGCAUUAACGCAGUUUUUAUUAUUUAUUUUCUUAUUGUAAAAGUCUGUUGCUCACUGGCUUUUAUUUUAUAAAAUUCCAUCUUAAGCGAGCCUCAUAUGUAGGCCUUACUGCCUUACUGCUGCGCAUGUCUGCUCACAGGAAAGAGGAAACAGUGUUGCCAACUUGGCGACUUUCUCGCUAAAUCUGGCGACUUUCCAAACCCCCUUGGUGACUUUUUUUGUCAACAGCUACUAGCGAGAAAUCUAGUGACUUUUUCUGGUGUUAUUGGAGACUUUUUUCAAAAAGCACCCACAGGCUGUCAGUGUAGCCUCGCGCAGCAGACCCAACUGCAGUCAGAGAGCAGAGAGGAGACCCACACCACUCUGUGUCCAGACUGCAAGGAAUGCAAUACACUUUAGUUUUGUAUUUAUUUGCUUUGAUUACAUUGUUUAAGUUGAGAAGUACAUUUACAAUAAAAGUGCGCUAUACACUACUUUUGAAUUCAUUAUUGGAUUUUGCGUAUAACAAUGCGAUUAAUCGUGAUUAAUCACAGGAACUCAUGCGAUUAACGCGAUUAAAACUUUGAAUCGUUGCCCAGCCCUAGUUUUAAGAUAUUUUAUUUUACUGUCCAGGUCUUUCUUUUUUAAAGAUUUUUGGGGCUUUUUGUGCCUUUAUUGGAGAGAUAGAACAGU
This is a messenger RNA of Labrus bergylta (ballan wrasse), 3740 nucleotides long. Its product is annotated as cilia- and flagella-associated protein 337. Lineage: Eukaryota; Metazoa; Chordata; Actinopteri; Labriformes; Labridae. Gene Ontology annotation, molecular function: protein binding. The record is from RefSeq and is a predicted model, not a curated record.